Messenger RNA from Betta splendens (Siamese fighting fish), 2734 nucleotides. RefSeq names its product RNA exonuclease 5. The record is from RefSeq and is a predicted model, not a curated record. Gene Ontology annotation, molecular function: RNA binding; exonuclease activity. The coding region runs from base 286 to 2682 and encodes 798 amino acids. Lineage: Eukaryota; Metazoa; Chordata; Actinopteri; Anabantiformes; Osphronemidae. The transcript has 19 exons. Gene Ontology annotation, cellular component: nucleus.
UAAUUAAUAUUAAUGCUUAUACACGUGUAUUAAUAAUUGUUUAUAGCCUUCGAUAUAAAUGGUUAUUUAGUUUACUACAAUUAAAUUCGCAUUAAAGUGCGUGACAACUUAACUCACCUGGGCCCGUGACUUUAUUUUUAAACUCACAAAACCGGAAGUACAUGUCGCGUUUGUAACUUCUUUGUUCAACGUUCAACGUGCAUCACUGCCAUGUGUUUUUAGCCCGUCGUUGCUGUUAAACAGCACGAAUUAGGAUCUCAGAGCAACAGCAACAUCUGCUGUAGCAUGGAGCCUCCGUCUGCAGCAUCAGCCCACAACAAGAAGAAAAGGAAGAUCUUCGCUCCCACAGCAGGUGCGGACGCCAAGAGAUUAAAAACUGAGCAGGGAGGAGGGAAGGUGGUGGAGGCUACACAACCACUCCACUCACCAAGGAUCUCUGUGCUGCUCCACCGCCUCCAGCAACCAAUUACACUAAAGGACCUAACACAGCUGCUGCAUUAUGCUGCACUGGGGAAAACAGGUGGCACGGAACAGCCCAGUUGGUGCCGUCUUCACCAUCAGAGGAAGCUUACCGGUGUGAACGUUGUGAUUGUCGAGGGCCUGACCCAGGUUCACUUUUACAAACACUACCUCACCAUGCGACACCUCAGGGACAACUACACCACCAGAGUCACAUUCACUCCAACAUCUAACAACGUAGCGUCUGAAAUCUUUAGCAGCGAAGUUCCUAAAUCAGACGAUCCCUCACUUUCCCAAGUCCUUAGUGGAAACAGUGCACUGGACAAAGCACUGAGGAGCCAUCCAGUAAUCUCCACGUUUGGGGUUCAGAGGAAAGGACUCACAGCAUAUGUUCUCAGCCAGGAGGAGAUGAUCAAGACACACUACCCUGUCAAAGGUUUGCCAGGUUUUGAGGAGUUCGUGUUCACAGACUGUGUUGAUUGUGUGACCGAUGUUAGCCCUCUGUACGGACUCGACUGUGAAAUGUGUCUGACAGAAAAGGGGAAUGAGCUCGCCCGUGUUUCUCUGGUUGAUAGUGACGGGAACUGUGUCCUAGACGAACUGGUGAAACCUCGGAACCGAAUCCUCAACUACCUCACAAGGUUCUCUGGUAUCACUGCAGCCAUGUUGCGGCCAAUCACGACCACGCUGCGGGAUGUUCAGGCGAAGCUCAGGGCGCUGUUGCCAGGCGACGCCGUUCUGGUCGGCCAUUCGCUUAACAACGACCUCUUAGCUCUGAAACUGAUUCACCAGCACGUCAUCGACACCUCGCUGCUGUACAGGAAGAACUUCGGCCAGAGGUUCAAGCUCAAGGUCUUGGCUGAGACGGUGCUGAAGAGGCAAAUCCAAACCGAAGAGAGGAGGGGACACAACCCCAUCGAAGACGCUGUGGCAGCGCUGGAGCUGGCCCAGUACUUCAUCAGAACCGGACCUCGCGAGGUGGUGCAGCGGCACAUGGAGGAGCUGUGGGGACACACAAUAGUGGAGCAGCCCCCUGACUGUGCGUCUGCACCCACUCCAAGCCACAGGUUUGCUGACGUCCUGCAGCGUCUCGGCCGGUCUGUGGCCUUUCUUGGAAAGCGCGCUGACAUCAGUCUGGACUUGUCCAAUCAGCACUGGCACAGUUCUGACAAAGAGGUUCUGGCCUCUUUCAGACAGACCAGACGCUCGUUCCUCUCAGUGCUCCAGUUCUCAUCCUUCUCAGACCAGCAGAGAAGCGCCUCUCAUCAGGAGCAGCAGUACCAGAGGGCGUCUGCAAACCUGCGAGACAUGUGCGUGGUUUUUGCUGGGCCCUUACCCGCGUGGUUCACAGAGAGAGAUGCAAGGAAGCUGUUCACCUGCUGUGGUCCGGUUCGGAAAGUUAAAAUGCUGAACACAGCUGUCAGGGUUCAUGCAGAGAUAGAGUUUGAGAUGCUGGAGGGAGCUAUCCUAGCUUUAAAAACUCUGAAUGGACUGGACCUGCAGGGGCAGUCAAUCAAGGUCCAGAGGCCAGUUUCUGAGUCUGUGCUGGACUUGGAUCUGACCAUCGGCAUGUUGAUGGAUGAUGCGCUCAACCGCAGUCAGCUCUACACUGUUAAAUUAAACCCUAGUGUAGCCGAGUACAUACAAACGUUCACAAAGGUCAGUGGACACACAUUGGAUGCGGUGCAUUCUGGUGGCACGACAAACGGGCUGCCUCCUGCUGAUGUCAACGGAAAAUGGCUGCAGUGCAAAAGCUCAAGAUCUAAACUGUCUGAGGAAAAAGUCAGAGAAAGCUUUGAUCACUUUGGUGUGGAGAGGAUCGUUCUGCCUUCCAAGCCUGGAAAACCUGCAAGACAUGCAUUCAUGAAGUUUAAGGGUUCUGAGGAACAACGCGCUGCUCUGAGCUCUUUUGAGGAUCUUUGGAGGCAGAAUUACCUCGUCUGUCCAUCCCUGACUCCACACCACUUGUCUUCAUGGAGUGCCAUGGCAGCACCGGUGACUGCAUUGGAUGCUGGGGUGGAGGAGGCGGCGCGGUUGGACGUGCCCACCAGCGCUCCGGACCAGGUAACAGAGGCUCUGAUGAGGAAGUUGGACCACCGCCUGGGGAAGCUCUUCAGAUCUCUCCCAGACGACACGUUGUCUGUGGUUUUGCUGCUCGGACAGAACAGUGCCCACAUCUGUCGCCAUGGGUUGUGCUUCAUUGAGAUCAAGGGAAGGUCUUAAAAACAUCAACUCUAAAUAAACAAAAAUUAAUAAAUGGACUUUUAAAGAUUAA